GAUUUCGGCUAUCCCCAAGCAACGUCAACCGAGGUACUGAAGUCUUACAUUUCGAACCAACCGUGCAAUGUGACGUACGACAAGCCGCUACAACGACAGCCGGGGAAAACCCUCCCGUCACACGCCGCCAACAAGCCCAUAGCAACCUCCGUCGAGUCUAUGAGGACACAGAAGAACGAGAUAUUUGUUGAUUUACUGGAGAGGCUGACAAUACUAGUUGCCCCAACAGGUAACAUUCUUAGAUCCCAUCUCGAUGGCUGCAUACAAAUGAGGAACUUCCUCGGUGGCCAACCAGAGAUAAGAAUGGGACUGAACGAAGACUUGGUGAUUGGUCGGGCGGAGCGUCGUCAUGGCUACGGGACUGUUGUCCUCGACGACUGCAAUUUCCACGAGAGUGCUAAUCUUGAGAACUUUGAGAAGGAGAGAAGUCUCAGCAUCAUGGCCCCUGGAGGGGAGUUCACACUCAUGAACUACCGAGUCAGUGGAGAGUUCCUCAACUCCAUUCCAUUCACAGCCACCACCACCGUGGAGGACGGGGAUGUCCCCAAGUCUCUGAGGGUGUGUGUUCGCCUCAAGUGCCAAGUUCCUUCAAAAACUCACGCGACCAAUGUGGUUGUUCGUAUACCGGUUCCCAAGGCAACAGUAAGCUCCUCCCACGAGCCGCUGGGUCCCGGACAGACGUCGGAACUGAAGAUACCAGACAAAUGCUACCUCUGGAAGAUCAAGAAGAUACACGGAGGGGAGGAAAUUAUACUGAUUCUCAGGCUAAACCUGUCAGAUAUGACAAAGAUGGCAAAGAAAGAAGUCAAUGCCAUCAGCAUGGACUUUGAAAUACCAAUGUACAUCUGCUCAGGAGUGACAAUUCGGUUCCUACGAGUGUUUGAGCAAGGCAUGAUGGCCCGAAGCUCUCAUCGAUGGGUUCGCUACAUCUCCCAUAGCGACUCGUUUGUAUUCAGAGUCUAGCCAUGCCCCCAGCCACGCCCACUAGUGGCAAACAUGUGAAUAAUUGGUACUAGGUUUUCAAUUUCAGCUUAGUUCUAGUGUGUGAAGCAUUUUCAUAAAUGAUAUACUCCACUUAAUUUUGGAAUACCCAGGGUGUAAUGUUUGGCAAAACGAAUAUUUUUGCAAAUUGUAACCUAAAAAUGUGUAGAUUGACAAAUUUUGUGUUCAGUGA
Molecule: messenger RNA, 1174 nt
Organism: Geodia barretti
Lineage: Eukaryota; Metazoa; Porifera; Demospongiae; Tetractinellida; Geodiidae
Source: the annotation of a GenBank genome assembly